This is a messenger RNA of Gadus macrocephalus (Pacific cod), 3514 nucleotides long. RefSeq names its product TLE family member 3, transcriptional corepressor a (gene tle3a). The record is from RefSeq and is a predicted model, not a curated record. Lineage: Eukaryota; Metazoa; Chordata; Actinopteri; Gadiformes; Gadidae. Gene Ontology annotation, molecular function: transcription corepressor activity; protein binding. Gene Ontology annotation, cellular component: transcription regulator complex; nucleus. Gene Ontology annotation, biological process: negative regulation of canonical Wnt signaling pathway; regulation of DNA-templated transcription.
CGCUUUCACGGCAGCUCGGUCUCACUGCCUGUGUGUGGCACGGGGUGGCUGGACAGCGGGGAGAUGUGAGCUCUCAGAGUAGGCCUAUACCAUGUUACGCUUUUAAAGAAUUUCUAACCCUCUUCAAUUUGGAAGGAAGAUUUCGAGCACUAUUCUGGAAUUAAUCGGGCCGAAGAGGACGCAUUUUGUGGAGUUCCUUGCGGUCGGAUCACAUAGUUAAAUCGAGUCUAAGCGCACGGAAUCCGGAGGAACCAGCAGGCUGGAGCUGGCGCGGUGCGCCGCGGAGGAUGCUGCGCGUCGAGCUCUACGCACGCCGUGCGUAACGUUGCAUUACGGACCACUAAACCCAUGAAUAGGACGGGUUUCCUCCAGAGAGACCGAUCACAGUGCGGACCACACCGAUUAUAGCGCAUCCACGGAGGAUUUCGACGAGUCCCCCCCCCCAUCCCCCCAAAAAACACGAGCCCUGUUCGCCUGUGUGGAGAGUGGCGUUCAUACAUCCUGUGGAUUCCACACAUUAACAAAGGAUACGUUUUACCAUGUAUCCACAAGGCCGACAUCCGGCUCCACACCAGCCAGGCCAACCUGGCUUCAAGUUCACUGUAGCAGAGUCUUGUGACAGGAUAAAAGAUGAAUUUCAGUUCCUGCAAGCCCAGUAUCACAGUCUUAAGGUGGAGUACGACAAGCUGGCCAAUGAGAAGACAGAGAUGCAGCGCCAUUAUGUCAUGUAUUACGAGAUGUCCUACGGUCUGAACAUAGAAAUGCACAAACAGACGGAGAUCGCCAAAAGGCUCAACGCAAUUUUAGCUCAAAUUAUGCCCUUCCUGUCACAAGAGCACCAGCAGCAGGUUGCUCAGGCAGUGGAACGGGCUAAGCAGGUGACUAUGACCGAGCUCAAUGCCAUCAUCGGGGUACGUGGACUUCCCAAUCUGCCUCUCACAGUGUGUAUACCCUUUUUUAAUUCAUUCAUUCCACCUUGGCCAGGGGCAACCCCGCACGCACAAACCAGCACGGGGCACGCAAACGGACGAGUUAGACUCGCAGCGUGUCGGCGGCCCGCGCUUUACCCGUGCGUUGGGUGUGUCGGUUUGCCCCUUCCAUUGAUUAACACGUCAUCUGAAAUGUUUGCUGGUCUCCUUUGCCGCGGUGUGUUUUGUGUCUCCCUGCAGGGCUUUGACCCCCACACGCACAUGAGGGCCCCUGGGCUCCCCGCCAGCCUCGCAUCCAUUGCCGGCGGGAAACCGGCCUACUCCUUCCACGUCAGCGCCGACGGGCAGAUGCAGCCGGUUCCCUUCCCGCCGGACGCGCUGAUCGGGCCGGGCAUCCCGCGCCACGCGCGGCAGAUCAACACCCUGAGCCACGGCGAGGUGGUGUGCGCCGUGACCAUCAGCAACCCCACGCGGCACGUCUACACCGGGGGGAAGGGCUGUGUCAAGAUCUGGGACAUCAGCCAGCCCGGCAGCAAGAGCCCCGUGUCGCAGCUCGACUGUCUGAACCGGGAUAACUACAUCCGCUCCUGUAAGCUGCUGCCAGACGGCCGCACAUUGAUCGUGGGGGGCGAGGCCAGCACGCUGACCAUCUGGGACCUGGCCUCGCCGACGCCCCGCAUCAAGGCGGAGCUCACCUCCUCGGCCCCCGCCUGCUACGCCCUGGCCAUCAGCCCCGACGCCAAGGUCUGCUUCUCCUGCUGCAGCGACGGCAACAUCGCCGUGUGGGACCUCCACAACCAGACGCUGGUCAGGCAGUUCCAGGGCCACACGGACGGCGCUAGCUGCAUCGACAUCUCCCACGACGGCACCAAGCUGUGGACGGGCGGGCUGGACAACACGGUGCGCUCCUGGGACCUAAGGGAGGGCCGGCAGCUCCAGCAGCACGACUUCACCUCCCAGAUCUUCUCCUUGGGCUACUGUCCGACCGGGGAGUGGCUUGCGGUGGGCAUGGAGAGCAGCAACGUGGAGGUUCUGCACCACACCAAGCCCGACAAGUACCAGCUCCACCUGCACGAGAGCUGCGUCCUCUCCCUCAAGUUUGCCUACUGCGGUAAAUGGUUUGUGAGCACGGGGAAGGACAAUCUGUUGAACGCAUGGAGGACUCCGUAUGGCGCCAGCAUAUUCCAGUCCAAGGAGUCGUCGUCCGUGCUCAGCUGCGACAUCUCUGCCGACGACAAGUACAUCGUGACGGGCUCUGGGGACAAGAAGGCCACGGUGUACGAGGUGAUCUACUAAACCAGAGGACCCGUGGCGCUCCGAACCCCCGACCCCCGCGCCCCGCCCCAAACUCAGACAGCAUGGAUGUCGCCUGCAGCCCCCCACUCCCCUCCCCGGCCUGGAUCAGCAGCAGGAUGACUCGGAGCCAGGCGAGGGUGGACUACGGCGUUCUGCCCCCCCCCACCCCCCCCCCCCCACCCCCCCCCACUCCCCCGACGGCGCUGUCCCUCCUUCGUGUGACUCAACCCGUGUACAGUCGAGGGCGGCCGUCAAGGCACCGGAGAAGAAAUUAUUGUCGUGCAGUUCUUUUUGGUUUUACUUUUCUUUUUUUCUUUGGAUAUUUUUGUGAUUUUGUUUUUGAUUUUCAAACCCGGAGGUUCGGUUCCGCGACGCGACUAGAAGCGGUGGUUCGCUCUGAAGCUUCCUCUCUGCAGGUUCUGUGAAAAGUGUACAUAAUGGAGUAAUAAAAGGCCUUUUAUAGAUUUAUAUUUUGGUGUCCCGUUACGCUUGUGAUGAUUCUUUCUUGUUCUCUCCUUGAUUUUCUGUCCCCUCUGGGAAUGGAAAUUAGAUUAGGACUGUAAGAGGAUAUUCUAUUUCACUUUCCCCAUCCUAUGCCCUUUUUUUCCACGUUCUUUGUCCACGAUGACCUUUUGGAAAUCUAAUUUGUUUUUUUCUUUUCUCGCUCAAAACAUCAAUGCUGUUUUGGUAGAAAACAGACAUUUGUCCAUUUGGGAUGGGAAGAAUUCUGGAAACAUCCUUCGUGUCUGACUGGAACGGAGACACCAUCAUACUUUCCAGACCGUUUUUUUCCCGGUUCCCAAAUAUCAACAGUUCCAACGUUCAAGUUCUGGAUGUAUUGUGACUCAUUGGCUGCUUUUUAUCGACAUUUUAAUGGUCUGACUACUGGCCCGAGUGGAGGACUGGGGGUUUCCUAGAGAACCAUAUGAAGCCUUCUCUUUUUGUUCCUUGACUCUUAAAGUAUCAUAUGAACCUUUUUGUGCUCAUUGUGUCCGUGUCCAUGCGUCUGAGAGGAGGUCUGAAAUGCCCUCUCGCUGACUCACCAUGACUGAUAUGCAAAGCUUCCAAAGUUAGUCAUGCAAUUGGCAGACAAGAAUGUCAAGAUUUAACAUAUUUGGUAAAUGCGCUGUUUACUUCUCAGUACUUAACGAUAUCUCGUUAUAAUCUUCUCUCCUGGACGGCAAUGGUCUCUGCUCUAACACACUUCAAAUCUUGUAGCAAACACUUGUCAUCGUCACUAAGGAUUGUACAGUUGUUGAUAUUUCAAUAAACUGUUUUUUUAUAUAAAA